AUGGAGGAGGAGAAACAGAGUCGUCGUCAUCAUCAUUUCGUGCUGGUCCAUGGAGCUUGCCAUGGAGCUUGGUGUUGGUACAAGGUUGUUCCUUUACUGAAACAAGCUGGCUAUGAAGUGACCGCUCUCGACUUGGGCGCUUCUGGGAUCCAUCCAAAGCAGGUUACCGAGCUGGGUUCGGUCUCGGACUACCUCGGGCCGCUGAUGGAGUUGAUGGCUUCCUUAACAGGAGAAGAAGAGAAGUUCAGUAACUUUAGUAGUACGAAAACUUCUAUGCAGUGUCUCAAGCAAAUCGAUUUCAUGGAUAGCCACUUCUCAUUCCACAAUGGUCCUGAAAAUCCUCCGACCAGCAUGCUGUUUGGACCAAAGCUGAUGUCAACUAAAUUGUACCAGCUCUCCCCACCUGAGCCACCCGAGCUGCUCUUGUUCCCUUCUCCGUUCCCUGUUCCAGCCAUUACCUGCCUUUUGUUAUGUUUUCUGCGGGGUUGGAGUUUGCUGGAAAUGAGGAUGUAUAGUGUAUUGAGGUUUCCUGGGUUCGCACUUGCUGAAGACGACACCGCCGCUGGAGACCGCGACUCCGCCGCUGGAGACCGCGACGCUGUCGCUGGAAUAGCUGCAGUGGUGGCAGGGGAAGGCGAAGACGAGGAGGCGGGACUCGGAGGAGAACCAGGGCGGGACUCUGAUUUCAUAUCUCGAUGAUUCAAGAAUGAAGAAAAUCGUAAUUCAAGGACAGAGGAAAUCGAGAUUCCAGAUCUGGCGAAAGAUGGGGAUUUUGGAAUGGGGCUGAUGCCAUCGGCGGAGGAGUUGGGUAAUCAUCAAUCAUCUUCACCCAACCUCGGCGUAUCUCGGCUUGGCCCACGGUGGCGAGACUCUGUCUCGGGUGUGAAAGGAGAAGCUCCGCCACGGGGGGGCGACUUCUUCUCUGCUGUGUGA
This is a messenger RNA of Linum tenue, 933 nucleotides long. Lineage: Eukaryota; Viridiplantae; Streptophyta; Magnoliopsida; Malpighiales; Linaceae. The record is from the annotation of a GenBank genome assembly.